UUGGAUGUGCCGAUCAAUUCCAGAUACUUCUUUUUCUACUUUGAGGUUUGCAUUACACUGCUGCCUUCAUUUCGUUCCAUACAUGCGGCGAUACUACCGUCUCCGGUGCUCGGUUUCCAUUCACUGGAAGAAAAUGUGAACGCGGCCUUCUUACCGAUCGACAUAAAAGCGUCUACUGUAUGCAAGCCGCUGUGGGAUGACGGCGAGUUUGGCCUUGGUCUGCGUCGAAAAGAAGCAGGACCUUGGCAAACCAGACGUCAAUUCGACGAUCGGCUAAUUGCUGUCGCCACACAAAUAGUACUUAACAAUACUUCUCCGGAGGACGCUUAUCUAGAGCUGCGUUUCGACCAUGCUCUUCUGUAUAAAGUUAGACCUGGCUAUAAUCACAUGUUCGGUUGCGUCCGUGGAGAACAGAGCGGAUGGCAAUUCAUCGCCUAUUUGCACCACACACGAUGGCCGUACUUUCUGGGUUGCCGACAAAAUUGGCGAUUCAGCGAAACGCAUCUCAUCCAGUGUUUUGACGCCAACAAUACGAAACCAAUGCGGAGACACCGUGAGAUGCGCGAACAUCGACGUACACCAAGAAUAUUUAAUUGA
Cooperia oncophora is the source of this 597-nucleotide messenger RNA. NCBI's taxonomy places the organism in Eukaryota, Metazoa, Nematoda, Chromadorea, Rhabditida, Trichostrongylidae. The record is from the annotation of a GenBank genome assembly.